Messenger RNA from Pneumocystis carinii B80, 3237 nucleotides. RefSeq lists its product as hypothetical. Lineage: Eukaryota; Fungi; Ascomycota; Pneumocystomycetes; Pneumocystales; Pneumocystaceae. The transcript has a single exon. The record is from RefSeq and is a predicted model, not a curated record. The coding region runs from base 1 to 3237 and encodes 1078 amino acids.
AUGGCACGGCCGGUUAAGAGGCAAGCACAAGUAGCACAAGAUGACAUUAAGGAGGAACACCUUUUGGCUUUCAUUCUGAAGAAGAAAUAUGAAAAAGAUGAUGAUUGCAAAACAGAACUCAAGAAAUAUUGUGAAGAGUUGAAGGAAGCAGAUGGUUUGAAAGUAAAUGAUAAAGUUAAAGAAAUUUGUGAUGAUAAAAAACGAGACGAAAAAUGCAAAGACGUGAAAAAAAAAGUUGAAGCAGAAUUGAAAGCUUUUGAAGGGGAGCUUGAUACUGCAUUGUCAGAUGACAUACAAGAUGAAGAUUGUGAAAAAUAUGAAGAAAAAUGUAUACUUUUAGAAGAGACGAGUUAUAGUGAUAUUAAGGAGAACUGUGUCGAGUUGAGGGAAGGAUGUUACAAAUUGAAGCGUGAAAAGGUGGCAGAGGAGCUCCUUUUGAGGGCUCUCGGAAAGGAAGCUAAAGAUAAAUGUGAAGAAAAGAUGAAAACUGUUUGCCCAGUGUUAAGCCGAGAAAGCGACGAAUUGAUGUCUUUUUGCCUUGAUCCGAGUGGAACGUGUGAUGCACUGAAAAAAAAAUUGGAUACUGUUUGUGGGCCUUUAAAAGAAAAGCUUAAAGAUAACGAAUUAGAGGGAAAGUGUCAUGAAAGACUUGAGAAAUGUCAUUUUUACGGAGAAGCGUGUGAUGGUGCGAAAUGUAAGGAGGAUAAGACGAAAUGCGAGGGAAAAGGAUUCACAUAUAAAGCGCCAGAAUCUGAUUUUAGUCCGGUGAAACCAAAGGCGUCGUUGUUAAGAAGUAUUGGGUUGGAUGAUGUCUAUAAAAAAGCUGAAAAAGAAGGAAUUAUUAUUGGAAAAUCAGGAGUGGAUCUACCAAGGAAGUCAGGUACAAAAUUUCUGCAAGAUCUCUUGCUAGUCUUGAGCAGAGACAAGGGAGAGAAGGAUAUAGAUAAAAGGUGCACCGAAGCGUUAAAUAAAUGUGAUGCUUCUAAGUAUUUGAAUACUGAUUUGAUGAAGUUAUGCAAAGAGAAUGAUAAACAAGAGAAAUGCAAAGCAUUACUAGAUGUAAAUGUAAAAGAAAGAUGUACAAAACUCAAAUUAAAUCUUUAUGUGAAAGGGUUGUCUACAAAAUAUAAUGAAAAAGAAAAAUCAGAACUUUUAUUCUGGAGAGAACUGCCAACAUUAUUUACGAAGGGAGAGUGUGCAGAACUUGAGUCGGAAUGUUUCUAUUUAGAAAAUGCGUGUAAAGAUAAUGAGAUUGGUGAAGCGUGUCAAAAUCUACGAUCAGCGUGCUAUAAAAAGGGACAAGACAGGAUGUUGAAUAAGUUCUUUCAAAAGGAAUUGAGGGGAAAUCUUGGUCUUGUAAGAUAUCGUAGCGAUCCUGGUGAUUGUAAAAAAUAUGUAGUGGGAAACUGUACAAAACUUGAUAAAAAAUAUCUUCCACGAUGUCUUUAUCCUAAAGAACUAUGUUAUGCGCUUUCAAAUGAUAUUUUUCUUCAAUCCAAAGAGUUAAGUUUGCUUUUGGAUGAUCAAAGGGAUUUUCCAUUUGAAAAGGAUUGUCUUGAAUUGAAGGAGAAGUGUGAUGAACUUGGUAGUGAUUCAUUAUUGAAUUUAGAAAAGUGUAUAACAUUGAAAAGACGCUGUGAAUACUUUAAGGUUACAGAGGGAUUUAGAAAAGUAUUUUUAGAAAAAAAGGAUGAUUCGUUAAUGACUCAGGGAAACUGUACAAAGGUAUUGCAUGAGAAAUGUAAUACUUUAUAUAGGAGGAGAAAGAAUUCAUUUAGUGUUUCAUGUGCUUUACCAGAAGAAACAUGUAGUUAUAUGGUAUUCCAUACAAGUCAAGAUUGUAGUAGUUUAAAAGUCAACAUCAAGAAUGAAAAAAUUCUAGAAAAAAUUGAACAAGAAAAAGCAAAUGAAGCCUUGGUUGAAGAACUCUGCACAACAUGGGGCCGACAUUGUCACCAACUUAUGGAGAAUUGUCCGGAUGACUUGAAAAAAAAAGAAGGUGAUAAAGAUCAAAACUGUGAUGAACUCGAAAAAAAAUGCAGUGAAACUUUUGAAAAGUUGAAAUUGAAGGAGGAGCUAACUCAUCUGUUGAAAGGAAGUUUAAGCAAAGAUGAUGAUUGUAAAAAAAAAUUAGGAGAGAGUUGUACUGAGUUGGAAAAGAAUCAAACAUUCAAAAUUCUGCUUACUAAUUGUGAUGAUCCUACCAAGGGAAAUGUUUGCAAAAAAUUAGUUGGUAAAGUAAAAGAGAGAUGUCUUACUUUAAAAGACGAACUGAAGAAAGCGAAAGAUGAGUUGACAGAGAAGAAAGAUGAAUACGAUGAGCUCAAACAGGUGGCAGAAAAAUCUACAGAGGCAGCUAAGUUAUUGCUAUCAAAGUCUGGAAAAGCCGCAAUGCCAAGUGGACAGGAUAGCAAUGCUUCUGGACCAGUACCAGCACCAGCAGAAUCAUGGUCGCCAUCAUCACCAGCAGUUCCACCACCACCACCAUCACAAAAUGGAACGCCAGACACACCAGGUGGAGAAACAGGCACACCAAGCGGGGCAUCAAACACACCAGGUGGAGUACCAAACACACCAGGUGGAAUGAUGAAGUAUGCAAAACUUGGACUCGUUAAAAGAGCAUAUGUAGAUGGAGGUGUAUCAGAAGUAGAGGUAAAAGCAUUUGAUGCAACGACGAUAGCAUUGGAGUUGUAUUUGGAAUUGAAAGAGGAAUGUAAAACUUUAGAAUUAGAUUGCGGUUUUAAAGAGGAUUGUUCAGAUCUUGGUAUUUGCGGAGAAAUAGACAAGUUAUGCAAAGAAAUAGAACCAUUAAAAGUUACGCCUCAUCAUACAGAGAAAAUAACAGAAAUCUCAACCACUACGACGACCACUACGACGACCACUACGACGACUACUACCACGACUACGACGACAACUACUACUACAACCAAGCCGGGAAGUGGAGGAAAAGUAACAGAAGAGUGUACAAUGAUACAAACAACAGAUACAUGGGUAACGCGUACGUCAUUGCAUACGAGUACGACAACGAGUACGUCGACAGUGACGUCGACAGUGACGUUGACCUCGAUGCGCAAGUGUAAGCCUACCAAAUGUACCACCGAUUCAAGCAGAGAGACAGAUAAAGGAGAAGAAGGAAAAGAUGAAGAAGAUGUAAAACCGAAUGAUGGGAUGAAAAUAAGAGUUCCUGAUAUGAUUAAAAUAAUGUUGUUGGGAGUGAUUGUUAUGGGGAUGAUGUAA